CGCUGAGUGGGCGGUGGCGGAGUCUCGUUGGCGGUUCCGGCUCCGCUCGCUGGGCUGGGGGUUGUUGGUGGCUUUGACUGGUUUGGGGGAGCGUCUUUGAGUUGAAUUCUUUUCUUUUUCUAGCUUCUCCUCGCCGGCCAUUUGCCCCACCUUGGACAUCGAGCGGGAGUGAGGCCAUGUCUGGAGACGCAGCCGCAGAGCAGGCAGCUGAGUAUGUCCCAGAGAAAGUGAAGAAAGCUGAAAAGAAAUUAGAAGAGAAUCCAUAUGACCUUGACGCUUGGAGCAUUCUCAUUCGAGAGGCACAGAAUCAACCUAUAGACAAAGCACGGAAGACUUAUGAACGCCUUGUUUCCCAGUUCCCCAGUUCUGGCAGAUUCUGGAAACUAUACAUUGAAGCUGAGAUAAAAGCUAAAAAUUAUGACAAGGUUGAAAAGUUAUUUCAGAGAUGCCUUAUGAAGGUUUUGCACAUUGAUUUGUGGAAGUGUUACCUUUCUUAUGUUCGAGAAACCAAGGGCAAACUACCAAGUUACAAAGAAAAAAUGGCUCAAGCAUAUGACUUUGCACUGGAUAAAAUUGGAAUGGAAAUUAUGUCUUAUCAGAUUUGGGUGGAUUACAUCAAUUUCUUAAAAGGCGUGGAAGCUGUUGGAUCUUAUGCAGAAAAUCAAAGAAUAACAGCUGUUCGAAGAGUUUACCAACGAGGCUGUGUUAAUCCAAUGAUCAAUAUUGAACAGCUCUGGAGAGACUAUGACAAGUAUGAAGAGGGUAUCAAUAUUCAUUUAGCUAAAAAAAUGAUUGAAGAUCGAAGUAGAGAUUACAUGAAUGCUAGGCGUGUAGCAAAGGAAUAUGAGACAGUAAUGAAAGGUUUGGAUCGCAAUGCUCCCUCAGUGCCUCCUCAAAAUACUCCACAAGAAGCUCAGCAGGUAGAUAUGUGGAAGAAAUAUAUCCAGUGGGAAAAGAGCAACCCUCUCCGUACAGAAGAUCAGACCCUUAUAACUAAGAGAGUUAUGUUUGCUUAUGAACAGUGCCUGCUUGUACUGGGACAUCAUCCUGAUAUUUGGUAUGAAGCUGCCCAAUAUCUUGAGCAGUCAAGUAAACUACUAGCAGAGAAGGGGGAUAUGAAUAAUGCCAAAUUAUUUAGUGACGAAGCUGCUAAUAUAUAUGAAAGAGCCAUAAGCACUUUAUUGAAAAAGAACAUGCUUCUGUAUUUUGCAUACGCAGACUAUGAGGAGAGUCGCAUGAAAUAUGAGAAAGUUCACAGCAUUUAUAACAGACUCCUGUCAAUUGAGGACAUUGACCCCACCUUGGUAUACAUACAAUAUAUGAAAUUUGCAAGAAGAGCAGAAGGUAUCAAAUCUGGAAGAAUGAUAUUUAAGAAAGCAAGAGAAGAUACCAGAACCCGCCACCAUGUCUAUGUUACUGCAGCACUCAUGGAAUAUUACUGUAGUAAGGUAAGACAAAUCUGUUGCUUUAAGAUAUUUGAGCUGGGCUAAAGAAAUUAUGGAGACAUCCCAGAAGUGUCCUAGGCAUAUAUUGAUUAUCUUUCUCACCUCAAUGAGGACAAUAAUACCCGAGUUUUAUUUGAAAGAGUUUUAACAUCUGGAAGUCUUCCUCCUGAGAAGUCUGGAAAAUCUGGGCCCUGAUUUCUAGCUUUUGAAAGUAAUAUUGGUGACCUAAGGCCAGUAUACUGAAAGUGGAAAUAAAGACGAUUUACAGCAUUUAAAGAAGACUAUGAAGGCAAAGAAACAGCUCUAUUGGUAGAUAGAUAUAAAUUCAGUGGAUUUAUCUCCUUGUUCUGCAAGUGAGCUAAAGCUCUUGGCUAUAAGGAUUUCUCCCGUGCUAAGCUAGCAGCUAUCAUUCCAGACCCAGUUGUAGCUCCUUCUAUAGUGCCUGUUCUGAAAGAUGAAGUGGAUAGAAAACCAGAAUAUCCUAAACCAGACACUCAGCAGAUGAUUCCAUUUCAGCCACGACAUUUAGCACCUCCUGGCUUACACCCAGUGCCUGGUGGAGUGUUCCCAGUACCACCUGCUGCAGUGGUUUUAAUGAAACUUCUCCCUCCUCCUAUCUGUUUUCAGGGGCCUUUUGUACAAGUGGAUGAACUGAUGGAAGUUUUCCGAAGAUGCAAGAUACCAAAUACUGUUGAGGAAGCUGUAAGGAUCAUAACUGGUGGAGCCCCAGAACUGGCUGUGGAAGGCAAUGGCCCCGUGGAGAGCAACGCUGUACUCACCAAGGCUGUCAAAAGGCCCAACGAGGACUCUGAUGACGAUGAAGAAAAGGGAGCUGUUGUGCCCCCCGUUCACGACAUUUACAGAGCGCGGCAGCAGAAGCGGAUUCGGUGAAGCAAGGUUCAAAGCUGCCUUUGGAAGAAAACUGCAAAGUUUUCCCCUUUUGCCUCUUAAGUCAUAUGUUUAAAUGAGACAAUGCUUUGUUACAAGAUUCUUGGAAACAAAGUUGUAUUGUCAUUGGUGCCUCGAUCAUAUGGUUCUUGAGGGAAUAAAAAACCAACCUGUGUGAGUUUUAGAUUUUCAAAAAUGUGAGACCAAUACAAAAUGCCAGAACCACAUUUUGUUCCUUCUUCAAGGGUGUCUUGUAUCUGCCACUUGAGGACAUGUGAGUUUUCAACAGUUUUAUUUUAAAAACUGGAUGGCUUAUGAUUGUAAAGCUUUUUAUCACAUUUUCUGAAAACAGUUGUUCUUGGUUUGCUUAUGUAGAGUCCUGCCUUCUUGUUUGUUAUUAUUUAUGGCAGAAUGUAUGGAAUCUGUUUUGUAGUUUGACAUUUUAAAAACAAAAAUCCUUUAAAAGAAAUAUAAGGAUCUCAAAAGUA
Molecule: messenger RNA, 2821 nt
Organism: Suncus etruscus (white-toothed pygmy shrew)
Lineage: Eukaryota; Metazoa; Chordata; Mammalia; Eulipotyphla; Soricidae
Gene: CSTF3
Product: cleavage stimulation factor subunit 3
Biological process (GO): mRNA 3'-end processing
Cellular component (GO): nucleus
Molecular function (GO): protein binding; mRNA binding
Source: RefSeq, a predicted model, not a curated record